Molecule: messenger RNA, 544 nt
Organism: Amorphotheca resinae ATCC 22711
Lineage: Eukaryota; Fungi; Ascomycota; Leotiomycetes; Helotiales; Amorphothecaceae
Exons: 3
Coding region: 16-537 (173 amino acids)
Source: RefSeq, a predicted model, not a curated record
CUCCAAGACCUCAAAAUGGGAUCCGGAUCCUCAAAGCCUACAUCUGCGCCGACAUCUCAUGUCUGGCAAAGCGAAUCACCCGUCCGAUUCUCGCAGGAGCUGGUAGACUCCUUGCAGGCCAGCCCCGAGACCGACUCUACGCGUGCCAAAGCCCUCGAGCUCCAUAUCCAAGCGCGUGUCGCCAGCGAGCUGAAACGUCUCCAGGAGAGCGCGGCGAAAGAGUACGAGGAGCUGCAGUCCAAGAUCUCCGCUGUCGAGGAGCAAUCAGCAGAGAAGAAGGAGAAGUCGGCGGGCGACACAUUGAGGGAGUUGGGCAGGGAGGCGGUACAGAAUGAUGUUCAGGAGUUGAAGAAGAAAUUGGAGCAGAGGAAGAAGUUGGCGGACCUGGAUGAGAACGUGGAGAAGGCCAAGGGGGAAGUGGUGAGGUGCUUGAGGGAGAAUGACAGGCGGCCUCUGGAUUGCUGGAAAGAGGUGCAGACGUUCAGGGAGGAGGUUAGGAGAUUGGAGGACGCCUGGGUUGAGAAGGUUGUUAGGUAGUGAGUAC